CGCCCAGUGGUGGGGGAUAGAAAAAGAGAUCAGCAGGAGCAGGGGCUACUGUGCAGAGGACAGCCCGACAGACACCGCAGCUCCAGCAUCACUCGUGGCUCUCUCAGCCUUCCCAGCACCAUGAGGGUCCUGGCAGCUGCCCUGGCUGUUCUGCUCCUUGUGGCCAUCUGCUCCCUGGCUGAGGCUGAUCCCAGCAUCCCCAGCAGCGCUGCACUUUACCACCAGAACGAAGCUGAAGACACCAUCUGCUGCUUCUCCUACAUUUCCCGCCCCAUUCCACGCAGGAUGAUCAGCUCUGCCUACGUGACCAGCAACACCUGCUCAAGGCCAGCUGUGGUCCUGGUCACCAGGAGAGGAACGAAGGUAUGUGCAGACCCCAGUGCUCGCUGGGUGCAGGAAUACCUGAAGGACAUGGAGCUUCAGUAGUCGCUCCUCCCUGCUGCUGGUCCCGGGCAGAGUGCUCAGCCCCCACCAUGAGGACUGCAGUAAGAGUGCUUGAGCUGCAUCCUUCUUCAAAAGGAAAAUUUACUACAAUUGGCAUACACUGGUUUAACUAAACUUUGCUUUUGCAUAAAUGCUUGAAUAAAAUGUUGGCUUGUCAAA
This is a messenger RNA of Melospiza melodia melodia, 603 nucleotides long. Its product is annotated as C-C motif chemokine 3-like. The transcript is spliced from 3 exons. The coding region runs from base 121 to 426 and encodes 101 amino acids. Gene Ontology annotation, cellular component: extracellular region. The record is from RefSeq and is a predicted model, not a curated record. NCBI's taxonomy places the organism in Eukaryota, Metazoa, Chordata, Aves, Passeriformes, Passerellidae. Gene Ontology annotation, biological process: immune response; eosinophil chemotaxis. Gene Ontology annotation, molecular function: chemokine activity.